UAGGGAGCCGUUGUAGAGGCGGGCUUACUUUUGCUAAUAUUACUGACCUCCCUCCAUAACAAUAACAACGUUAUCCUCCUCCGCACUAAUUCUCUUUCUUACCACUGCCAAGUAAGAUAACCUAGACGAAGGAAAUUUGUUUGGCAUGGAUACAUUACCAGACAUUCAAGUGAUAUCAAGUGAUGGACAGCAGCAGCUUGAUUGGGGGAGGAAUCGACCCAUCACCUUUGAAGACCUAGGAAUACCACGUGUUAAUGCUAUGCGAACCACAGUGUUUGGAAAUAUCCGAACUUGCCAAAGUCUCAUUCUUCUUGAGUGGAUCCUUCUUGUUGGUGGCCUCACUUCAGCGCUAAUUACAAUUGCCUUGGCAUUAUACAGACUCUGGUUCUCUAAGCCUGGGGAAGCAGACUAUGUGUUUGCAAUACUGCUUGUUUUCCAUUCCGCAUUCUGCAUACUAUACAUUUUUGAUGGCGUGUUCCGAGAGCAGGCGUUUGAAGUUCUGGCAUUUGUUGCUUCAUGUGGAUUCUUGAUUGUCUACAUAGUUGUGAACUUUGCCAGUGCAUCAUCUUCAUCAUCUGAUAUCUUCAAAUUGGUGCGACUGGUAUUAACUAUUGUCUUUGGAACCAGUAUGGGAGCAGUUGGUUUAGUUCUUGGAUUUCGUUAUUGGCAGUCUGCAAAUCUCAUCUUCAGAACAGUUGGGGCAGAUACCUCAAUCCAAGCUAUGUGUAAAACACUCUUCACAACCAUUACCCUUAUUCUUUUUGAUGCACAGAUUGUAGGUAGUGUAAUCAUUCUGGCACUGCGGCACAGCAUCACCAAGCUGAGUCUACAGGAGAUUCUGACUCUCACCAUUGGACCACCACUGCUUCUGGCUUGGGCUGUCUUUGCAUAUUUAGGGCUUCGGUUGGAGAGCAGAUAUUUCUUCAGUUUGACAAUGACCUUGAGUCCCUGCCACAUAGCCUAUGUCCUCUUUGCAAUCAUUCAAACUGCCUUGAAUCAUGAAGAACAUGUAGAAAUUCGAAUAGCAUACUGUCGAUAUGCUGCUAGUGCUGGGAGCUUGGUGGUGCACACUGUCUUGAUAAUCUUCUUAGCGAGAUGUUACAGAAACUUUGGAAUGGGACUGAAAGAAAAAGUUUAUCCACGGCAGAUAAGUAACAGCACGUCACAGUCAAGACUUGUUCAAUAAACGGUGAAGGAUAACCGAUGCUCAGAACUAGUCUUGUAUAGGUUGUAUGGUCAGACUUCUGAUCCUACCAUGAGAGGUUAUUGUGCUAUUGUGAUUUUAUAUAUUUAUAUUUUCAUAGUCUUCAUUUUAUAAAAGUUUUAUUGAAUCUUUUACUGUGAGCUGUAUGAUGUAUACUUCACUGUGGAAGUGUCUAAUUUUCUCUCUGUGCUUUAAUUCCUUAUGUAUGUGUAUGAAUGAUAAGAAUGAAUUAAUUGACAUUACAUUGUGUGAUAGUGCUGUAGGUGUAGAAGGAUGACUUUGCACACUCAGUAAUUCUACUGAAAGGUUCUUUUAUUGCAUGUCAGUUACCAUCCAUUCAUGUGUAAUUAUAAGUAAAAUUCUCAACUAAUUAGAAUUUGGAAAGUGGGCCUGUAAAGGGGGAAGCACAUAUUUUUAUUUGAAACAAGACACUGAAGUAUUUGAGAAUGUGAGACCUGCUUAAGGUGCUUCUGUGUUUCAAGUCAAAGAGGCUUAGUGAGGAAAUAUAAGGUAUUUGUACGUAAUGUAAAAUAAUUAUAUUGUGUUAAUUUUUAUUUUGUUCUAUCAUAUGGGUGUGAUCUGGAAAUGUAAAAUAGUUUUUUUAUAUACUCUUCUUAAAAUAAAUGUGAAUGUGAUUAGAAGGGCUACAUAUACUAUCUAUAUAAUAAUGUAAACUGCUUUCUUGUGAUAUGUAAAGUAAAGGUUGUAUGUAGUUGUGCUGUGUUGAGAACAGUGCCCCGCCUUGCUACUAGCGGGGAGGGACCAAGCAGGCCAUUACAUGUCCACACACUAAGGACUGAACAUUAUGAAAUACUCAGUAAAUGUUUAUUGACUACUG
Messenger RNA from Scylla paramamosain (green mud crab), 2042 nucleotides. RefSeq lists its product as uncharacterized. The transcript is spliced from 9 exons. NCBI's taxonomy places the organism in Eukaryota, Metazoa, Arthropoda, Malacostraca, Decapoda, Portunidae. The coding region runs from base 146 to 1186 and encodes 346 amino acids. The record is from RefSeq and is a predicted model, not a curated record.